AGCAAAAGAAAGAAACAGAAAGAGAGAGAAAGAGAGGAGAGAGAAACACAGAGUCCCACAACUGUCUGUCCUCGCUGCUCGACAAAAUUGCCACCGCCAAUAAUGGUUGGGACUUGGGACCUUUGAAACCAGACACACAACACAACCCUCUCUCUCUCUCCCCUCUGAAAUCUCUCUCUCACCAACUCUCUGAGUUUCAUAUGCAUCAUCGUCUGCCAUAUCUCUUCUAAAUUUCCACCUUUCGUUUCUUACCACAAUCCCUCUCCUCUCUGAAUUCCCCUCCAAUUUCAUGUUUUAACCUCGAGUCACUAUUCCUUCCAGGCACAGCAUUUAUUGUGCGUUACAUUCUGCAGAUAUGAGCGUGUAUUAUCAACAUUUCAGAAAGCUAAGGAAUAUAUUAAUAUAGAUAUGAUUAUUAUGGGGUGUCCUUCUGCUGCUGCUUCUUGGGGAUUACAUUUAUUAUUGCUAUUGUUUUGUUAGUAUCAUCACUCCCAUACAAUACAGCAACUACUCUACGGAAGAAUUUAAGGUCACUUCUGAUGGAGAGGCCUCAAGGACCCAUCAAUUCCUGUCUCUUUGGUGAGCAUUUGGUGCCGAACUGCUUCGAGCAAGGUCUGAUUGAGAAUGAAGAUGAAGAAGAACUUUUGAUGUCACUAUCAAGUUUGGAUGAUAAAAUGCCAUUUCUUGAGAUGCUUCAGAAUGUGGAAUCUCAAACCCCACAAUUGUUUCCCUUCAAAGACUCGUACUUCCAGUUUCAGACACUUGUAAACCAGAAGAAACCAUGCGCAAAAGAAGAGAGGGAAAGGGUGUCCGUACCUAGAGCAAUAGAGACCCAAGUUCACGCGCCGCCGGAGCUAGAGAGCUGCGUCACCCACGAGACGGCAGAGAUGCCGUCGCAGUCGUUGGAGAAAUCUGAGAACUGUAGGAGAAAGAGGAAGAGACAUGUUAAGAGCAGAGAAGACGUGGAGAAUCAACGCAUGACCCACAUUACAGUCGAACGCAACCGUCGCCGCCAAAUGAACGACCACCUUGGUGUUCUGAGAUCGCUCAUGCCUCCACCCUAUAUUCAAAAGGGUGACCAAGCGUCUAUUAUUGGAGGUGCAAUAGAUUUUGUGAAGGAAUUGGAGCAGUUGCUUCAAUCCCUGGAGGCACAGAAAAGGAUGAGAAGGAACAAUGAAAUUGGAUUCAGCUACGGAACGACGUCGAGUGUGGAAGAAUCGAACUUUGGGGAAGAGGUGCAGGCAGAGAGCAAGUCAGAGUUUGCAGAAAUAGAAGUAACUGUGAUUCAAAACCAUGUGAACCUCAAGGUUCAGUGCAAGAGAAGAAGCGGGCAGUUAGUGAAAGCCAUUGUGGGUCUUGAGGAUCUUAGGCUAACUAUUCUGCACCUAAACAUAACCUCCUCCUCCCGGGCCUCGGUUCUCUACUGUUUCAAUCUCAAGAUACAAGAAGAGUGUAAGGUAGUGACAGCAAGUGAAAUUGCAGGAGCAGUUGAAGAGAUGUUCAGGUUCAUCAAUGGAAGCUAGCAAAGGAAGUGACUGGGACUAGGAAGGCAGAGAAACGGGGAGCAGAGGGCACUGCUAAUUUGUCUGUAUAGGCCAUGUGAAUUGAAUUAUGCUUCUCGAUAAUGUGUGUGAUAUAGAGAGAUGGAGACAGAUUUAGUACAGAGAGAAGACAGAGAGGCCAUCACAUGAAAACAUUGAUCUGCUCCUUAAAUAGUAAUCUCCUUAAUUUAAUCGUCCUCCCAAUGUUUCGUCUCAUUUUUUUCUCUCUGUCAGACACUAUUAAUUUGUUCUGCUGAUGCUU
This is a messenger RNA of Prosopis cineraria, 1803 nucleotides long. RefSeq names its product transcription factor bHLH57-like. NCBI's taxonomy places the organism in Eukaryota, Viridiplantae, Streptophyta, Magnoliopsida, Fabales, Fabaceae. Gene Ontology annotation, biological process: guard cell differentiation; regulation of transcription by RNA polymerase II. The record is from RefSeq and is a predicted model, not a curated record. Gene Ontology annotation, molecular function: protein dimerization activity; RNA polymerase II cis-regulatory region sequence-specific DNA binding; DNA-binding transcription factor activity, RNA polymerase II-specific. The transcript is spliced from 4 exons. Bases 540 to 1523 code for a protein of 327 amino acids.